Messenger RNA from Quercus lobata, 1138 nucleotides. Its product is annotated as DNA damage-binding protein 1-like. NCBI's taxonomy places the organism in Eukaryota, Viridiplantae, Streptophyta, Magnoliopsida, Fagales, Fagaceae. Gene Ontology annotation, molecular function: protein binding. The transcript has 4 exons. Bases 186 to 473 code for a protein of 95 amino acids. The record is from RefSeq and is a predicted model, not a curated record.
AACUUACUUCCAUUACUUCAUAAAUUGUUGGUGCCAGAUAAUAACUUUUGGUCAGGAAUAUAUGCAUCAUCUUGUUUUCUUUUCUUUGAUAUGUGAGAAACCUUCAUUACUCUAUGAAACCAUUGUAAUUUAUGGAUGGAUUUAAAUAAAUUUUUGCACUGACAAUUUUAUGCCUGUUUAGAGCAAUGGGGGAUGUUUCAGAUCGUAUUGGUCGUCCUACAGACAACAGUCAGAUUGGCAUAAUUGAUCCAGAUUGCAGACUAAUUGGACUCCAUUUAUACGAUGGAUUGUUCAAGGUCAUUCCUUUUGAUAAUAAAGGGCAGCUUAAAGAAGCAUUUAACAUUAGGCUUGAGGAGCUUCAAGUUUUGGAUAUCAAGUUUCUGUAUGGUUGUUCAAAACCUACAAUUGUGCCACACCACCCCCCCCCCCCCAAAAAAAAAAUGUACUCAAAUUUGGAAUAUUUGAGUACAUAAUGGCUUGUAAAAAAUAAUUUGUCCUGUAUGUGUAUUAUAUCCAUGAUCAUUUUAAUCUAUCCUGUCAUUAGUAACCAUUGGUUUGGGUGCAUAUAAAGAAUGGCUGCUACUCUUGUGCUUCAGCUUGGUAAGCUGCUGUGGUAAUUUAGUGGAAACACAGGUUGCUUACAAGAGAUCGAUUGGUGAAUUGGGGAGUAUGCAGCGAUGUAUUGUGUCCAUUCUUCAGGGCAAAUUCAGAGAGCUGAGACAUUAUUCUUUGAAUGCCACGUUGCAAGAAGAGUAUGGAAAAUGAUUUAUGUAUGGAAUUCAGCCUACAAUGUAAUCCUGAGAUUGGUUGGGAGAAGAUAGUUAAUUGGGCUGUAAACAAUUGGAGAGGGGAGAGGUUGAAGGUAAACUUAAAUAAUCCAAAACUUCUGCAAUGAAGUUUUAAAAAGGAAGUCCGGCAGCGACUUUAACUUUAGGCAGAUGCGAAUUUCCAACAUUUGAAGACAGGGCAUUAUAAUAAUACAAUUUUCCUCAUCUUGUCCUCCAAUCCCAAUCCAUUCUUCCCACUCGUCCAAAAACAAAAACUGGAGAGUUUUCAAAUUUGGGAAUAUUUUGAUUAUGCUGUCUUUCUUUGUUUUCAGAUUCUAUUUCCAAAAAUUCAACACCCACCUUUUUGAAUG